This is a messenger RNA of Ochotona curzoniae (black-lipped pika), 3434 nucleotides long. It is a transcript of the gene POLD1, whose product is annotated as DNA polymerase delta 1, catalytic subunit. Gene Ontology annotation, molecular function: DNA-directed DNA polymerase activity; DNA binding; nucleotide binding. The coding region runs from base 64 to 3384 and encodes 1106 amino acids. Gene Ontology annotation, cellular component: delta DNA polymerase complex. The record is from RefSeq and is a predicted model, not a curated record. Gene Ontology annotation, biological process: nucleotide-excision repair, DNA gap filling; DNA replication proofreading; base-excision repair, gap-filling. The transcript has 27 exons. Lineage: Eukaryota; Metazoa; Chordata; Mammalia; Lagomorpha; Ochotonidae.
CGCGCGGCGAGGUCAGGGGUCACGGCGGCGUAGACUGUGGCGGGAAACGGUGUUUGAAGCAGGAUGGACAGCAAGCGGCGGCCAGGCCCGGAGGCUGAGGUGCCCCCGAAGCGGGCCCGCAGGGGCCCAUGGGCUGAUGAAGAGAUGCAGCCAGCCUCCCCAGGGGAGGAUGAGCUGGCCUUGAUGGAGGAGCUGGAGCUGGAGCGCAGGCUGCAGGAGCAGGAGGAGGAGCUGCGGGCUGCCGUGGAGGGGCCUGUUGAUGGACCGUUCCCAGCCUCGCCCAUUGACCCCCGCUGGCGGCGGCCCGCCCCGUCCCCGCUGGACCCCCAGACCCAAGCCCUCAUCUUCCAGCAGCUGGAGAUCGACCACUACGUGGGCCCGGCACAGCCCCUGCCUUGGGGGCCCCCUCCAGCCAGCACUUCCGUGCCUGUGCUCCGUGCCUUCGGGGUCACCGAUGAGGGCGUCUCGGUCUGCUGCCACAUCCAUGGCUUCUCACCCUACUUCUACGUCCCCGCACCCUCCGGUUUUGGGCCUGAGCACCUGAGCGACUUCCAGCGGGAGCUGAACUUGGCCAUCAGCCGGGACCAGCGCGGGGGGAAGGAGCUGGCAGGACCCGCUGUGCUGGCCGUGGAGCUGUGCUCACGCGAGAGCAUGUUCGGGUACCAUGGGCAUGGCCCCUCCCCGUUCCUACGCAUCACGCUGGCACUGCCCCGCCUCAUGGCACCAGCCCGCCGCCUGCUGGAACAGGGUAUCCGUGUGGCAGGCCUGGGUACCCCCAGCUUCGCGCCCUAUGAAGCCAACGUGGACUUUGAGAUCCGGUUCAUGGUGGACACCGACAUCGUUGGCUGCAACUGGCUCGAGCUCCCAGCUGGGAGAUAUGUCCUGAGGCCCGAGGGCAAGGUCACAUUGUGCCAGUUGGAGGCUGACGUGCUGUGGUCGGACGUGGUCAGUCACCCGCCAGAGGGUCCUUGGCAGCGCAUCGCGCCACUGCGCGUGCUCAGCUUUGACAUUGAGUGUGCCGGCCGCAAAGGCAUCUUCCCCGAGCCCGAGCGGGACCCCGUGAUCCAGAUCUGCUCACUGGGCUUGCGUUGGGGCGAGCCGGAGCCCUUCCUGCGCCUGGCACUCACUCUGCGGCCCUGCGCCCCCAUCUUGGGUGCUCAGGUGCAGAGCUACGAGCAGGAAGAGGAGCUGCUCCAGGCCUGGUCCACGUUCAUCCGCGACAUGGACCCCGAUGUGAUCACCGGCUACAACAUUCAGAACUUUGACCUCCCGUACCUCAUCUCCCGGGCCCAGACUCUGAAGGUGCCAUCCUUCCCCUUCCUGGGCCGCGUCGCCAACCUCCGCUCCAACAUCCGGGACUCAUCCUUCCAGUCCAAGCAGACAGGUCGGCGGGACAGCAAGGUGGUCAGCAUGGUGGGCCGCGUGCAGAUGGACAUGCUGCAGGUGCUGCUGCGGGAGUACAAGCUGCGUUCAUACACGCUCAAUGCCGUGAGCUUCCACUUCCUGGGCGAGCAGAAGGAAGACGUGCAACACAGCAUCAUCACGGACCUGCAGAACGGCAACGACCAGACACGCCGCCGGCUGGCCGUCUACUGCCUCAAGGAUGCCCUGCUGCCCCUGCGGUUGCUCGAGCGGCUCAUGGUGCUGGUGAACAGCAUGGAGAUGGCGCGCGUCACAGGCGUGCCCCUCAGCUACCUGCUCAGCCGUGGCCAGCAGGUCAAGGUUGUGUCCCAGCUACUGCGGCAGGCCAGGCGCCAGGGGCUGCUGAUGCCCGUGGUGAAGACCGAAGGAGGCGAGGACUACACGGGGGCCACGGUCAUUGAGCCCCUCAAAGGGUACUACGAUGUCCCCAUCGCCACCUUGGACUUCUCCUCGCUGUACCCGUCCAUCAUGAUGGCCCACAACCUGUGCUACACCACCCUGCUGCGGCCCGGGGCCACCCAGAAGCUGGGCCUGGCUGCUGAUCAGUUCAUCAAGACGCCCACCGGGGACGAGUUUGUGAAGGCGUCAGUGCGGAAGGGGCUGUUGCCACAGAUCCUGGAGAACCUGCUCAGCGCCCGCAAGAGGGCCAAGGCAGAGCUGGCGCAGGAGACAGACCCCCUGCGGCGGCAGGUCCUGGAUGGGCGGCAGCUGGCGCUGAAGGUGAGCGCUAACUCCGUGUACGGCUUCACGGGCGCUCAGGUGGGCAAGCUGCCUUGCCUGGAGAUCUCACAGAGCGUCACAGGAUUUGGGCGCCAGAUGAUUGAGAAGACCAAGCAAUUGGUGGAGUCCAAGUACACGGUGGAGAAUGGCUACAGCACCAAUGCCAAGGUGGUGUAUGGCGACACCGACUCGGUCAUGUGUCGCUUCGGCGUCUCCUCCGUGGCCGAGGCGAUGGCGCUGGGGCGGGAGGCCGCCGACUGGGUCUCGGGACACUUCCCACCACCUAUCCGGCUGGAGUUUGAGAAGGUGUACUUCCCCUACCUGCUCAUCAGCAAGAAGCGCUACGCAGGCCUGCUCUUCUCGUCCAGCCCGGACACCCACGACCGCAUGGACUGCAAGGGGCUGGAGGCUGUGCGCAGGGACAACUGCCCCCUCGUGGCCAACCUCAUCACUGCCUCGCUGCGCCGCCUGCUCAUUGACCGGGACCCCGAGGGCGCCGUGGCCCACGCCAAGGACGUCAUCUCCGACCUUCUGUGCAACCGCAUCGACAUCUCGCAGCUGGUCAUCACCAAGGAGCUGACCCGCGCCGCGGCCGACUACGCUGGCAAGCAGGCCCACGUGGAGCUGGCCGAGAGGAUGAGGAAGCGUGACCCCGGGAGCGCACCCAGCCUGGGCGACCGCGUCCCUUACGUGAUCAUCGGCGCCGCCAAGGGCGUCGCCGCCUACAUGAAGUCGGAGGACCCACUGUUUGUGCUGGAGCACAGCCUGCCCAUCGACACGCAGUACUACCUGGAGCAGCAGCUCGCCAAGCCCCUGCUUCGCAUCUUCGAGCCCAUCCUGGGCGAGGGCCGCGCUGAGGCCGUACUGCUGCGAGGCGACCAUACUCGCUGCAAGACGGUGCUGACCGGCAAGGUGGGCGGCCUGCUGGCCUUCGCCAAGCGCCGCAGCUGCUGCAUCGGCUGCCGCACGGUGCUCAGCCACCAGGGAGCCGUGUGCGAGUUCUGUCAGUGCCGGGAGUCGGAGCUCUAUCAGAAGGAGGUGUCACACCUGAACGCCCUGGAGGAGCGCUUCUCCCGCCUCUGGACUCAGUGCCAGCGCUGCCAGGGCAGCCUGCACGAAGAUGUCAUUUGUACCAGCCGGGACUGCCCCAUCUUCUACAUGCGCAAGAAGGUGCGGAAAGACCUGGAGGACCAAGAGCAGCUGCUGCGUCGCUUCGGCCCCCCAGGCCCCGAGGCCUGGUGACCCUGCUGCACCCCACCCCCGGACAGCAAUAAAGUCUGCUCUUGGCUGCC